This is a messenger RNA of Medioppia subpectinata, 1461 nucleotides long. The record is from the annotation of a GenBank genome assembly. Lineage: Eukaryota; Metazoa; Arthropoda; Arachnida; Sarcoptiformes; Oppiidae.
AUCCAAUUCAUUAUUAGAUCACAAAUAUAUAAUAAAAGUCAUAUAUAAAAAUAUAUUUAUUCACAUCUAUUAUAUGUAAUAUUACUAAUAUUUCCUUCUCUUCAUAUGAUUAUUAUUCUGUGCGAUAAGACGUCAACUAUUGGAUGCCAUUCCCGGUCAGACUCGUGGAGCCUCUUCUCUGCGCGCUAUUAAACAAUACGACAACACAUUUGAAUAUAAAAAAUUGUUUUCAUUCACUACUCUAUCGUCGAUACAAACGAUUUCCUACUUCUCCUUCUCUUCUUACGAUACCAUCAGUUGAAAGCUAUUCAACAGAAUAUUCUGUUAUAAGAGAUGUCAGAAUUAUGACAUUACAGUAAUUUAAUCCCACAAUUAAGUGUUAGAAUCAUUUCCCGAAUAUUUAUACACAAUUUGUAGCCUAAUUUGUGUUUCCCUUACUCUCUCGACGGUUCAAUUCAAUUCAGUUAUUGUCGUAAUCAUUGAGUUUGCAAACAAAUCGUUGUGAUUGUAAUGAAACUGUUGGACGUGACGUCUGUGCCGGACUGGUAUGGAGACAAUAAAUUCAUACGCCAUGGCUUUCGGCCGCCGAAGCCGUGCUUUAAAUACUGUAUCAAAUCUUCGGUCUUGAAUUUCCACAACGAAUCGGGAAAUAUCUUCAGCCAUUUGAUUGGCGCCCUAUUCUUCGCGUUCUUGUGGUACCGAUCCAUGAGUUGUAAUGUCUAUCAGAACUUCUCGCUCAUCGAUAAACUGAUAUUCAGCGCCUUCUUCUUCGGUAUAAUUAUAUGUCUGUUAUUAUCGACACUUUUCCAUACAUUCCGAUGCCAUUCCCGGCGAGUGCUCAAACUCUUUGCUAAACUAGACUACUGUGGGAUCACCUUGCUGAUCGCCGCAUCGUUUGUGCCCUGGAUUUACUACGGCUUCUACUAUCUGCCGACUCAACGCAAUCUAUACCUCACUUCAACGAUAUUCCUAUGUAUGGUAUGCUUUGUGUUAUCGCUUUUCGACAAAUUCAGUGAACCAGAGCUGAGGAAAAUCCGUUCCUGUGUUUUCCUACUCAAUGGAUGUUCGGCUAUAUUCCCGUGCUUUCAUCUCUACCUUCAGCUGUAUAUGUUUGGCCCGACGGCCGCUCCGCUGGCUUUCAAGUCGAUUCUGUUGCUGAUACUGAUGGGCACUCUGUAUAUAAUCGGCGCCCUAUGCUAUAUGUUUAAGAUCCCGGAGCGUCUGUGUCCGGGCAAGUUUGACCUGUGGUUCCACUCGCACCAGAUUUUCCACACUCUGGUCAUUGUCGCGGGUCUGAUGUACUUUCACAGCUUGUCUCUCAUGGCUGAGGCCCGACUCAAUCAGCGAAUGCAUCAAAACAACGAUUUGACUUUUCUUACCACCGAUUGAUCUCUUGUUAUAUUAUUUAUUUGAAUCAUAAACUAUUAAAUCGUAUGUUUUAAUAGCAAUUGUAUUGUAUAU